CUCGAGACUCGUUGGCCCAUGUUUGAUCUUUCACGAUGGUUUUCGUAAAUAAGAAGGCGAACGAAAUUAAUCCCGGCGAUAGCCAAGUGACAUCAUUAACUAUAGUCAAGGCAAUAUUGGCAAUAAGAGUCUGAUUGCAGAAAGUGUAAGAUAGUGCAACUACAAGAAACGGAUGUGAACAGACGCAACAAAUAUCUCUGGACAUCUCUGGAGACCCCCGGACUCCGGAUAGCGUGCCGCUGUUUUCGUUUAAUGAGACGCCCUUCUCUGAAUUUAAUAUUUAUUAAGAAAAAAUAAGAUAUGCCAAAGGUACGACGAAGCAAGAAACCACCGCCUGACGGUUGGGAGCUGAUUGAACCGACGCUAGAGGAAUUGGAGCAAAAGAUGCGCGAAGCCGAAACGGAGCCCCACGAAGGAAAGAGGAAACAGGAAUCCCUCUGGCCGAUAUUUAAAAUCCACCAUCAAAAAUCUCGAUAUAUCUAUGACUUGUUCUACAGGAGAAAGGCGAUCAGUCGCGAAUUGUAUGACUACUGCCUGAACGAAAAUAUUGCUGACAAGAACCUGAUCGCCAAAUGGAAGAAGGUUGGCUAUGAAAAUCUGUGCUGUCUGCGCUGUAUUCAGACAAGGGAUACAAACUUUGGCACAAACUGCAUCUGCAGAGUGCCAAAGGGUAAGCUCGAGGAGGGUCGGAUAGUGGAGUGCAUACAUUGCGGUUGCAGAGGAUGCUCCGGUUGAGUGUGAAACCCCUUUAUACUCGAUAUUAACUCGCAGAACGUGAGCACUUUUCCGGAAGGUAGAGAUCAUUAUGACCGAACCGAAACGCAUUCUCGGCAGGCGCAUCAGUUUCUCGUCACCGUCCAUGAAGAUUUUGCCUUGAGGCGUGAUCAUCAGCGACGCUACUCUCUUCAAAGUAUCGUGACUACCUUGCGGAUCAUAAACUAAUGCAAUACCUUCGUCAUCAUUUCCUUCUUGCGGAACUUCUAAAAACUGUAUAUGAUAGGUAAAUUAAAAUGUAUGUACGAGAAAAAUGUGUAAAUAAAAUCUUAUUGCAUAUAA
Messenger RNA from Monomorium pharaonis (pharaoh ant), 1056 nucleotides. It is a transcript of the gene l(1)10Bb, whose product is annotated as protein BUD31 homolog. Gene Ontology annotation, biological process: mRNA splicing, via spliceosome. The record is from RefSeq and is a predicted model, not a curated record. The transcript has 5 exons. Lineage: Eukaryota; Metazoa; Arthropoda; Insecta; Hymenoptera; Formicidae. Gene Ontology annotation, cellular component: spliceosomal complex; nucleus. Bases 301 to 735 code for a protein of 144 amino acids.